AUGUAAACUUGUAUUUAUGGGAGGAGGAUAAAAGCGAAUUAAUAUGGUGUGUCGUCAUCAGAAAGCGACAUAACAAACUGCCGUGUUGAGUGGAAGAUCGCGAGGUGUUAAACAUGGACAGUGAGGUGCAGCGAGACGGAAGAGUGCUUGAUCUUACAGAUGAUGCCUGGAGAGAGGAUAGACUGCCAUACGAGGAUGUUACUGUACCACUGAGUGAACUUCCAGAAGCAGAACAAGACAACGGUGGAUCUACCGAGUCGGUCAAAGAGCAAGAGAUGAAGUGGUCGGAUCUCGCCCUUCAAAGUUUACAUGAAAACACCCCAAACAUUGGCACAUAGAAGAGAAAGAGCUUUGUCCUGUUGAACUGAUCUCCAGCCUUUAUAAUGAUCCUGUAGGUCUCAUACAGGGGAUCAUUGAUUCACGUUUUACAGUUGAGUCAUUGUUGCAGAGUUAUGUAGUUUCUGUACAUGUGAGCUGAAAUAAUGUAUUAUUUGAUAUUUCCAAUAUUGUUUGCAUUUUAAAUCUAAAUAAAAUAUUUAAAGUAGAUAAGUGCAA
Messenger RNA from Paramisgurnus dabryanus, 555 nucleotides. RefSeq names its product anaphase promoting complex subunit 13 (gene anapc13). The record is from RefSeq and is a predicted model, not a curated record. Gene Ontology annotation, cellular component: anaphase-promoting complex. Lineage: Eukaryota; Metazoa; Chordata; Actinopteri; Cypriniformes; Cobitidae. Gene Ontology annotation, biological process: protein K11-linked ubiquitination.